This is a messenger RNA of Plasmodium vivax (malaria parasite P. vivax), 1376 nucleotides long. RefSeq names its product 60S ribosomal protein L10, putative. Gene Ontology annotation, biological process: translation; ribosomal large subunit assembly. Gene Ontology annotation, cellular component: cytosolic large ribosomal subunit; ribosome. Bases 416 to 1075 code for a protein of 219 amino acids. The record is from RefSeq and is a predicted model, not a curated record. Gene Ontology annotation, molecular function: structural constituent of ribosome. Lineage: Eukaryota; Apicomplexa; Aconoidasida; Haemosporida; Plasmodiidae. The transcript is spliced from 2 exons.
CGCGUCACUCUUCUUUUUUCGCUUUUCACUCUUUUCUUUUUCGCUCCACUCUUUGCAUUUUUAUAAUUUUUCUUUAUUUUUUCCCCCACUUGGUCGUAACUUAAGCAUUUUUUUUUUUUUUCGUUAUUUGAUUAACAGUUCAGCGAUGCAACACUUGCGUUAACGCGCGAACGUACGAAUGCAUUUAUAUGAAUAAAGUAAAAAAAAAAAAAAAGAAAGAGAAGAAGAAAAAGAAAAAGGAAAAAAUACAAACAAAACGCGUCAACAAAACGCGCCAACGAAACGAGCGAACAAAUACAAACAAACCCCACGGGCGAAUAGCAUUUUUGCAAAUCCCCCAGCAACGAAUCGGCCCAUCGGACCCUCCCACUGAAUACUCGCCUGAGAGCUCUAAUUGUAUCUUUUCUUCGACAAGAUGGGAAGAAGACCAGCGAGAUGCUACCGCUACUGCAAAAACAAGCCCUACCCCAAGAGCAGAUACUGUAGAGGUGUGCCCGACCCGAAGAUAAGAAUUUACGACAUGGGAAGAAAAAAGGCAGACGUGAAUGAAUUCAGUGGAGUUGUUCACCUGGUGUCCUACGAAUAUGAGCAGAUAUCUUCAGAGGCGUUAGAGGCAGCACGUAUUAGCGCGAACAAAUAUAUGAUUACGAAUUGCGGUAAAGAUAACUUUCACCUAAGAGUCCGAGUGCACCCCUUCCAUGUGCUAAGAAUAAAUAAGAUGUUGUCGUGCGCAGGUGCUGAUAGGCUGCAGACAGGUAUGAGAGGUGCCUUUGGAAAACCAAACGGUGUUGUUGCAAGGGUGGACAUUGGGCAAGUUCUCCUCUCCAUAAGAACUAAAGAGAAUUUUAUUGCAAAGGCAUGUGAGGCGUUGAGAAGAGCCAAAUAUAAAUUCCCGGGUAGACAGAAAGUGUUUGUUAGCAACAAAUGGGGAUUCACCAACUUUUCCAAAGACCAAUAUCAGGAAUAUAAAAAGAAAGGAAGAAUCAUAUCCGAUGGAGUCAGCUGCAAAUUUAUUAGAGAAAAGGGACCAUUAGAUAAAAUAUACAAGGACAUAAAUACAAUUAUUGAGUCCUAAUUUUCCCCUUUUGUUCUUUUCACGUCUUCAUGUUUUUGCAUUUUUUCUUGGGUGUUUAUGCGCACCCGUUUUGCCACGGGGGAAAAAAAAAAGGGGUUACUACUCUCCCUGUGUGUUGUGCCACAGGAGGGAGUAACCACCACCCCAUGUGCAUAUGUACAAUUAAGUACAUACAUCCUUUAUCAUUCCAUUAUUACUAUAAAGCAUUCUCUUCCCUUUUUUUUUUUUUUCCCACCAACUUUUUAUGAUUCUUCUCCUUUUUAGCGUCCAACAGCUAAUUUAAGAAAGUGGAAAGAUUCAU